GUGUGUUAUCUAUGUAUAACACGAUAAUGUAACUAUCGGUUUGUUGGGGCUUAUCGUGUUAUUGACAAAUAGUAUGUCAUGCAGUGAAGAGACAUAUAUUAUCAAAAUAAUUUCAAAUAAAUUAUGUAAAUAAUAUAAACAGGAUCAGAAAAUGUUUUGAUCUAUAUGAAAUCGUGUUUAUUGGAAAAUUAUUAGGAAAUAACAAUGGAGGCGAAUUCAUAUCAGCAGAUUACACAGAACAAUGAAGUGUCCAUUGAGAUGGAUUUACUGCAAGUGGGCUCGGAGCCGGUUGGUAUGAGAUGCCCAUAUUGCCAGGAGGACGUUAUGACCAAAGCACAUUACAUCAACACAUCUUUGACGCACAUUAUAGCCUUGGUACUAGGUAUACUUUUCUGGUGGUUAUGUUGUUGCAUUAUACCGUACGCCACUAGAAGGUGGAAAAACGUGGAGCACUAUUGUCCGAAUUGCAGAAGAUUCUUAGGGAUAUAUUCAAGAAACAAGUUAUUUUAAAUUUUAGGACGUUAUUUUAAAAUUAUUUUACAUAUUUUCAAAUUUUUAAUGUGCUUUUAUCUUCAGCUAUAAACCAAAUAUUUAAAUGAAAUAGACUAUUAUGAUAGAUUUAUAGUAAAUUAAAUUAAGCGAUUAAUAAAAAAAAUCUUUAUUUCCAAUCUUUUAUGAAAAAGUUGAAAUAAAAUAUGAACAUAUAUAAUUA
Danaus plexippus (monarch butterfly) is the source of this 712-nucleotide messenger RNA. RefSeq names its product lipopolysaccharide-induced tumor necrosis factor-alpha factor homolog. Bases 205 to 510 code for a protein of 101 amino acids. Gene Ontology annotation, molecular function: zinc ion binding. The transcript has 3 exons. The record is from RefSeq and is a predicted model, not a curated record. Lineage: Eukaryota; Metazoa; Arthropoda; Insecta; Lepidoptera; Nymphalidae.